Messenger RNA from Triticum urartu, 2430 nucleotides. RefSeq lists its product as uncharacterized. Lineage: Eukaryota; Viridiplantae; Streptophyta; Magnoliopsida; Poales; Poaceae. The record is from RefSeq and is a predicted model, not a curated record.
AGACCCGGAUCUGUAGUUUGCACGAUCCAAAAGCCAGCAUGCUACACACGCGUCUCCCACCUCCAGUCGUCGCCCUCCCAUUUCCACGCGCCGCCGCCGUCCUCCCGCUUCCACGCGCCACCGCCGGUCCCCCGAACCACGCGCCGCCGCGGCUGGGCGCCUUAUCCCGGAUCCUCCACCUCCCACCGUGGCUCUUCGCCGCCACCACGGGAUCCCGGCAGCUCCCCCAAGCGCGCCGUGUGCGGUCGCCGGCACCCCACCGCGCGACGCCGGCGACAUCCCGCACCUCGCGCGCCGCCGCGAACUUACUCACGUGCUACCGCGAACCGUCGCCUCACUCCUGCGCCAACCCACACGUCUCACCGUGAGACACCGGCGGCCACCCCCAUGCCCCAAAGCGCGCCGCCACGAACUUCCCCCCGCGCCGCCUCGAACUGCUCCGUGCGCCGUCGCGAACCUCUGCCUCACUCCUGCGACAGGUCGCCCGACCCAACCGGGCGCCGCAGUCAACUAGCCGCUAGCCUUUCCUCCCGAUUGCCUUUCUCUCAGAUGGCAAGCACAUGCCUCCUCUACAUCUCUUCUUCCAUCGAGCGACUACCAUAUAGCGUUUACUUGGGGUCCAAAAGUAGCGCCCCGUUGCCUCUAACCUCCAGCCUUGACGAACUGCACAGACCGGGGACGCACGAGCGACCUCCUGCGAGAUUGGCCCCCGGUAGGCGACGAGCACAGCGAAGGAGCCCAGCGAGGGUGCCUCACCUCUGCUCAUGCGUAGCUCUGGUAGUGUGCCGGAGAGCGUCCCUCUGGACGCAGGUGACUUCAACUAUGCCCCCAAACUGUUUGUGUUUAUGUGUCAAAGGAGAAAGCUUUUAAAAAAGGAUGUUUAUCUCACCCCUGUGCAUGUCAUUUCAAUUCUUUUUGUAGAACAACAGUUUACAUAUUUGCAAAAUGGUUCACACUUUUUUCCAUUUCAUGUGGUGUUAAAUUUUAGCUUAAUGAGAUAAAAAUUCUGCACGGUUUGCUUCAGAAAGAUGCAAAAACAACAUGCACACUGAUUUCCCCUGUGUAUUCAUGUGUGCUUUACUUACCUAAUAAUGUUCAUGUUAGUACGUGCAAGUUGAAGCGCUAUGGAAGUGCUAAUGCUGAUAGUCCUAAAAUAAUGAUUUGCAGUGUAUAUUCCGAUUCAAGUGCCUUGUUCUUCCUAGCACACAUGGUGCUAUGUGUUAAUUUCCUAUGGGAGAAUAGCACGUACAAGAACUGUGUACUAGUGAUGAAACGGGGAUAAAGUCCUAAAAUAAUUAUGUUCCUUUUAUUCAGAUUUAAACGCACACAAGCGCUCAACUAACUGGUAUUUGUUAUAUUGUUUAUAAAUAUAAAUACACAACUUCUUGCUGUGCACUUGGUGUCACCCUGUUCUGGGCGUUUAUCACCUGACCCCUCCUCCUGUAUCAUACCUGCACAUUCCCUUGUGUUGUUGUAUGCAGUUCGGCUGCUCCCCAUACCUUAUGAUCCUAUGUGCUAAGGGUGCUACCUUUUUUGGUCCGCGGAGGUUGGAUGACGGUCCAGAUGCUGUACGCUGUUGCGAUCUCCUCCAUCGUGAAGGUCACACCACGUGCACCGUCCUCAGUCCAACCCCAUGGCAUCAGGAUGAUCGAGCUCGUCGCAAGUAGCAGUCCAUGGCUGCCAUCUUCCACUUUCCUCUGCCUAGGUCCUUUCCUAUGGAGGUGCAAGCUCGACAUGUAUUCUACUUCAGUUCAGUAUGUCAUUUCAGUUUAGUACGUCGGAGUAUCAUGUACCUCAGUUCAGUUCAGUACGAAAACAUUAGAGAAUCGACAGACAUAAUCAUGUCGCACAAGUGCAAGUAUAGGUUGCAGCAAAAACAAGAUGCACAAGUUCAUCUUUUGUAUGCUUUUCAGUACAUCUACUUCCCAAUCGCGCUUCCUCCUCCUCUCAGGACCCGACCCAACCACUGCCGCCAUGGCACGGCGCCUCCACCUCCCGGCGAAGGACUACCACCUCCCCGACGACGUGCCCAACCCCGACGAGGCCCGCUGGCCCUGGAGUUCCUGCCGCGACGCCUCGACCUCCUGUUCAGCCAUGGAUUCUUGCCAUCCACAACGCCAUCAGGAACACGAUUGGGCCGGGGGAGAAGGCAGAACCUCUAGGUGCAUGAUGGAAAAAAAUUGCAAGUUCUUGUUUAGAUGUUCAGGAUACCCUUCUCUCAUUUCAUAUAUGUUCAGGAUAGCAGGUGCAUGAUGGAAAAUUGUGUAUCAUGUAGUUCUUGUUUAGAUGUCGUGCAAGUUCAAAAAUUGUCGGUUUUGCCACUGGAGAGAACCCGUUGGUUGCAUUGUUUUUCCAGUGUGACGUCCCUUGGUAUGUUUGGAGUAUUGUUAUUGUUGCUUUGCAUGCGAAUGAAUUAGCUUGUCCUGCUAA